Messenger RNA from Prorocentrum cordatum, 691 nucleotides. The record is from the annotation of a GenBank genome assembly. NCBI's taxonomy places the organism in Eukaryota, Dinophyceae, Prorocentrales, Prorocentraceae.
GAAGCCGCCGCCCAAGCGGAAGACCCCCUUCGAGGCCAUCGACCCGGGCUCGAACGGAGGUGAUUGCGGUUAUAGGGCGCUGGCUGCCGGUUGGGCGUUGCUCGGAGGCGUCGCCAAGGCCAACCGGGAGACCACACUGCAACCAGCCAAGCUCGAGAGGAUGGCGAAGACCUUGCGGGCGCAACUGGCCCUGCGCAUCGACAGCCACAGGGCGUGCUUCGAAGAUUUUUGGACGCACGUGCCUAUGCGCGACCACUUCAACCGACACAUCUACACCUACACAGGGGUGGGUAAUGAGCUGAAGGAGGUGAACUGGGUCGACAAGGUGACUUGGUUCCCGACGGGCCCAGACGCUCAACGAGCGGCGUUGCUGCAACCUGCACUCCAUGUGGGCCUCUGGAGGGACCAUUGCUACAUUUUGUUACCAGACGACGGCGAGAGGCACAAGAAGGAGACCAAAAGGCCGAACAAGCAGCAGAUCGAGGAGCGCAUCCAGAAAGCCUGCCGACACGGUGGCUCGUCCAGGAAGGCUGAUGCUGAAUCCGACUCCGAGGACUCCUGGAUGGCGAAUUUGGCCCGCACCGCGGAGCACACGGAGUGCAACCACGGCCACGCCCAAACCUACGCCGAAUCGGCGCGACAUCCCGACGGGGUCAGCGACUACCAUGGAGACGCCGAAGGCACAGACUAG